AUGGAUCCCAUCACCAGCAGUAUCACCAUUCUACAGCUUGUUCAAACGAUAGCACAAGCUUCAGCUCUUUUGUUAGGAUAUGUUGCUUCCGCCCGCAAAGCCGACUCGUCCUGCCGGGGCCUACUUAAUGAGCUCAGUUCAAUUAACGGAGUUCUGACCACGGUUAUGGACAUUGAGAAAGUUCACUCUCUUCCAGACAAUCUCCGUUCUGCGCUUUCAAAUCUCAUGGCCAUCAACGGACCAGUCACAAAAUUACAGAUGGAACUGAAGAAAAUUCUGCCAAACAAACAGGAAAUGUGGCAAAUGAAGACGAUGACCAAAUGCACGUGGCCGUUCAAGGAAAAGGAAGCAGGAACAAUUCUCAAUAAAUUGAAAGGAUAUUGCGUCGAGAUUACAAAUAUUCUAGCAAUCGAUACAUGGAUCACACUCUCCGAAGUUAAUCGAACCAUUAAGAAAGUCGAUCUAGGAGUACAGGAAGUGGAUCGAAAAGUUCAGGAAGUGGGUCGAGGUAUGAAGAAAGUUGAACUAGGAGUCCAGGAAGUGGAUCGAAAAGUUCAGGAAUCAAAAGUGGCUCAAGAAGCACAGAAGAAAGCCGAGGAACGUGAAGCGUUCUUACAAUGGAUGGACCCUGUUUCUUGUACCGAAAAGCACCGUGCCUCCCAUCGCCAGCGCAACGCUGGGACCGGUCGGUGGAUUUUUCAUGCCGAGCAGUAUGUGGCCUGGAAUGCAUCCGAUUCCGCAUUUCUAUGGCUGAAUGGCCAGCCGGGGAGUGGAAAGACUAUACUUGCUUCCGCUGUUAUCGACGAAAUUCAGGGCGGUGGGCCGGCCGACCCACAAACCCUUGGUUAUUUCUAUUGCGAUUUCCGAGAUGACCAAACGACAAACGCAGCUGCGGUAUUGCGAUCUUUGGUUGUUCGGCUCCUCCGGCAAUCUACAGGCGACUGGAUCACCAAGACACACAAGCCAGAGCAGGAAGAUUCCAAUGCAAAAGUGGAUUUCGUCUUCCUAAACGAGCUAGGACAACAACAACGUAACGGAGAGCGUUGUCCCACAGAUCUGACAUUUCUGCGACAGCUGCUUGUUGAAGCAUCCAGGCUAGUUUACCGACCGGUCCUCGUGAUCGACGCCUUGGAUGAAUGCAAGGAUUACAGUGAUCUAGUGGAUCACCUCGUAGACCUUGCUGGCAAUACUCAACUACGACUUUUCGUCACUGGUAGAAGCGAACUAGACAUACAAAAAGCCUUCCAUGAUCUCCCCACCAUAUUGCUGAAAGACAGUGCAGAAUGGAUGAAAGCAGAUAUAUGCGCGCACAUUACUGAGCAGCUGAAGACUCAAAAGCGCCUGUCACGCCUACCGGAGACGCUUAGAAAUUUGAUUUCGGAGAAACUCUUAGAAAAGGCCGAGGGCAUGUUUCGGUGGGUUCAGUGUCAACUAGACGAAAUUCGACGUUGCGCAAGAGAAAUUGAUAUUAAGGAUGCCCUCAACAAUCUUCCGGCUGGGCUAAAUGAAACAUAUGAUAGGAUUGUUUGCGGCAUCCAACAAAAAGGGCGAGGUUACGACCAAAUUGCCUACAAUUGUUUGCUUUGGCUCGCUGGCGCACUCACCCCAUUGACGCUUGGCCAGCUCGACGAAGCUAUGAUGAUCAAUAUAAUCGUGGUCGCAUGCGGAAGCCUUGUGACCUACGACGAGACUACUGGCGUCGUUGCUCUAUCCCAUUAUAGCGUCAAAGAAUACUUAAUCAGUCCGCACCCUAAUAACAUCCUGAAAUCAACCUCAGACACGCAUGCACGAAUCUUCGAGCUUUUGAUCACGUAUGUGUCAUGUGACUCCGUGCCUGUGAUAUGCGCAAAAGCUACGAGUUGUACUACAGGUUCUGCUUCUGCUGUCAGUAACGAAGAAAAUCAUCCAUUGCUGAGCUAUGCAGUUAAAGCAUUGAUGCACCUUUAUCAUGUUUCGGACAAGGAUUCUCGCGUUGUAGCUGCCCUGCUGCGGCUACACAACACACAGAAACAAUUCCUGCUUGAAAGUCUAGUUCAGUCAUCAACAAACGGUGGAGAGUCGAGUGUCACUUCCCCCUCACUUCUAUUCACCCUUCUUCAGUUGGAAAACCCAUGGAUGGUGGAACCCCUAGUCAAGAAGCAACCCGAUAUCCUGAGCGUGGAUGUCGCCCGUGGUUUUGGUUCUCCCUUGAUUUUUACCAUAGCCUCGAACCCUGCAUUUCUCAGUGUUCUCUUGAAGCUGGACAUCCACCUAAACAAGUCUUCUUCCAUUAAAACCAAUUUGUAUCGUCGGCGGGAUCUUCCUUCAGGUUCCUAUACUCCAAUUUCGUGGGCAGCCGCGAUUGGAAGUGAAGUGGCUGUCGAACUCUUACUGUCACGAACAGAGGUCACCCUACCAGCCAACAUUCUGCACACAGCCAUUCUGUCCGACCAACGGUCUGCAGAAAUCAUUCUCAAACUGUGUCAACGCGGCGCGGAUGUCACUUUCCCUGUCAAUGGCUCCACCCUUCUCCAUGCUUUACUUUCCAAAUUAGUUCCCAACCGUCAGUCCAGCAGUGAUACAAGCCGAUGGCUACCAGUCGUAAAAGAGCUCGUCGGUGAUCUUUCUGUACCUGACUGGACCGCCAGAACAGCACUCCACAUUGCUCUCGACAAUCAUCUGAGCGAUGUUGUCAUAUAUCUCCUUGAGAAAAAUGCACGGCUGACAGCAACAGCAACUCUCUCUCUCCAUCUGAAUAUUUGGAGCUGGGCUCAAGGCGAAUGGUGGUUUGCUAAGGUUCAAGCAGCGGCUCUCGCUGCUGAUCAACCGAGCACCAGAAUUUUGGGGAAGAUUGUCCAUGAUACAAAGCAAUCGCAACUCGUCGAAUUUCAAGGUGCAGCCAUUGCCAAUCACAAAAACCUCAAUCCCAUCUGUGCUGUUGUUAUUUCUGUUAUUUCGAGUGGGGCUGUUGAAAUACCCCAGUGGGUUACCAGUGUGGAGGCUGACCUUUCAUGCGGUGGAUUCGCGCAACUCGGGUUCUGCUUGCCAUUGCCACACAGCAGUCAGUGUGUCUUUAGCCGCCUGUUGGACUAUCAUCAGGGAGACGCAGUCGCCAGCACUCUACGACUGUUAACUCAGGAAAAAGACUUGACUGGCGAUUCCCUCUUUCUUCGGAUGCAGAAGAUUCCGACCGACACGUAG
This is a messenger RNA of Suillus discolor, 3180 nucleotides long. RefSeq lists its product as uncharacterized. The transcript has 9 exons. Gene Ontology annotation, molecular function: protein binding. Bases 1 to 3180 code for a protein of 1059 amino acids. Lineage: Eukaryota; Fungi; Basidiomycota; Agaricomycetes; Boletales; Suillaceae. The record is from RefSeq and is a predicted model, not a curated record.